Linum trigynum is the source of this 3304-nucleotide messenger RNA. The record is from the annotation of a GenBank genome assembly. Lineage: Eukaryota; Viridiplantae; Streptophyta; Magnoliopsida; Malpighiales; Linaceae.
UUAGAGUUUAAAAACUUGGGCUCUAAUUGUGGUUUAAUUGUGUUGUAUUUUCAUGCGAGUCAAAACUAAACAAGCAAAGAAAAGUAAAUAAAGGAAAAUUCCAACUAAGGGAGCUUCACCCAGGAGUUGCUUCCCCCUAACUACCUACCAAGACUCGUUGGAUUGGAACGAUUGCUAUGGGCAAGGUAACCGCGAACCGCAGAGGGAUACAUAUAUGUUCGUAGACCACAAUCCCAAUUUCUAAACUGAGGUAAACAUUAUAGGCAGUGUCACUCGGCUCUCUCGGUUUAGGCAAUCGGUGGUUGACUUACUCCCUCACUCAACUCAAGGGGUGGACGGCUUAAUCGUGCUUAACCAUUUAACAUAAUUCAACAUUGAGGUUUGCCCUAAAUUAACCUAGUUAGGAGGCUUAAAAAGCUAAAGGAAAACCAACUCGAUUGAGUCUCCCUUGGAAGGGGGAUUUUCCUCUCUAAGCUAGGUUAAAGUGGCUAAUUAGAUUGCAAAGCACCAACAUGCACAAACCUAAGGAUGCUAAGCAAAAUUAUGCACAAUCCUUAGGUUUCUAAGCACCAACAUGCACAAACCUAAGGAUUCUAAGCACAAAAUAUGCACAACCCUUAGAUUUCUAAGCACAAGCAUGCACAAUCAACAUGAAUAAUACCUCAAUCAUUGAAUUAAACAAUACCCAAUGACAAUCAUUCAAUCUAAACAAGUAAUUACAAAGUAUUAGUUAGAGAUAUACAACACCCAAGAGAAAAGAGUGAGUUUCUAGAGAGAGAGUUAGGGAUUACAAAUUUGAGCUCAAGAUCUUCUUCUUCUUCUUCUAGGCUUGAAUCUCCACCCAAGCCUCCAAUGAUGCUCUAAAAUCACACUAGCACCUCCCUCUCUCCCUAGAGCUCCCCUUUAGUGUUUUAGGUUGAAACCCUAGAGAAAGAAAGUGUUCCUUCUCCAAAAACUAGCUCUCCCUUCUCUCUCCCCAUUGUUGUCUUCAUAUUUGCCCGAAAGCGAUCAGUUCACGGAUGCGUUGGCCAGUUCAUGGCCGUGAACACCUAAACACGUCCGUGAACUUAGUGUCGUCCAGAACGCACCCACUCGCCUGGGUUCACGGUCAAUGGCCCCAGUUCAUGGUCUUAGAGACCGUGAACUGCCUUGUCGUGAGUAACUUCUGGAACCUCACUGGACUGCUCAAUGUUCACGAUUUGUGGUCCAAGUUCAUGGUCUUAGGAGAUCAUGAACUGUCUUGCCCGCUCGUGAACUGCGGUUGUUUCCUGGGACACCUUCACUUCACUAUUAAGAGGCAAUUAGCACGAUACUUUGGACUUUUCUUCAGUUUUUGCACUUUUUGACUUCCAAUUAUCCCAAAAUUCGACCUCGGCCCUUCCACACGUGCUAGGACCUGAAAUAUAUCAAAACAAGCACAACCUAACGUGGAUUACGUCGAGGAACAAUGAAAUACUAAGCUAAACGAAUAAGAAAUAAGGGGUAAAAUUUGACAGAAAAAACAAUAAGAAAUACAAUAUAGAAUAAUAUUUCCACAUCUUGGAUCUGUCGAUUAUGUUAUGGCCGGAGUCCGACGCAUGGCGACCUGGUGAUGGGAAUUGUAAUUAUUUCUACUUCUCAAUGUGUACAUUUGAGCCCGAAUAAGUUUUCUUAUCAAUUGUUCGAGAAUCGGAUUAGGGUGUGAAGUGAGGUAAAUUUUUGUGAAUUAAUGUUUGAAUGUAGAAAUUAGGGCAAGAGAUUAGCAGAUUAAGGUGUUUGAAUGAUGUUUGAUGUUGCAUGACCUUAAUUGAACAUUGGUGGGCUGAAAUUUGGGUACAAUUUAUGGAUGAAUGUGAAAAUUGCCCAUCAAGUGCAAAAAUGUGAAUGAAUGUGGUUCAGUGCUUUUGAUUGAUGGUUGGAAGCCAUUGGGGUAUGGUUUAGGUUUGUUUUUCUGUGUGGAUAACCUGUGAAUCGCCUAGAACCAUGCCUCAAUGAGCUUUGUGAGCAUUUAAGUUGUGUUGUCCAAAAGCAGGUUUUGUGAUAAGCUUUCAAGGCACAGGAUUGUAGUGGAAGCAUAAGUGUGGGGGAAAUCUUUUCUCCACUCGAUGUGAAACUGACAGUUACUUCCAUGUGUCAUGUAUGUCUUGGAUGUUGUUGUAGGAUGGUUGACUUGAGCCAUUCGUACUUGCUAGAGCUCAGAAGGUGGCCGAAAGUUGAAAAGGAAGCGAAGUUUUGGGAUUAGUCUUGGACUGAAGUCCACUUGAAACUCGACUUCACUCAGUUCGAUGGCCUUCACUGUGGAUAUAUCAUGCAAGAGGCUCUGACGCACCCACAAUGGCGUCAGCUUCUCAAGUUGGAAGACGACAUCUACACGGAGCUGUGUGUAGAGUUCUUCAGCACAUUCUGCCUCAUGAUAGAGACCGACAUAAUGGGGCAAUCGACUCGCUUUGUUAAUUUUUGCUUGGGAGGUGUGCCAUGAAGAAUUCUUUCAACUAGUUUGUUGAAGCAAUGAGGAAGUGUGCGAGGCAGAUCUCUUCAAACUUUUUGCCGCGCAAUCUUCGUUCAAUAAGUUUUGCCUCCCGGAAAUGCUCCAAACCCGAUUUGUCCCAUCCCUCACUUCGGCAUCUGCUAGUAUUCUCCUCAAUGACGAAUCCCUCUAGUCAACUUCACCUUGGCUCGGUCCUUGCGACCUCUUUCAUCAGGGAUAUUAGUGGAAGUCGAUGCUACGUCACCUCUUUGGGCCCCUUCAUCCCCCACUUGACUCGACACUUCAAUGUCGACCUCGAGUGCUGCAAAAAGGAAGGGCUCUCCACAGGAUUUAGGGAGGACACCUUAAGAACCAUGAAGUUGCUUCAAGUCUUCAGACUGUUUCCCUAUAUCGAGGGACUCUCCCUCCGACCAAAGGUUCCUCCCCAGGAGCAGCCACCCACCAAAGCCCACGGCCACCGUCGGCGUAGCGCAACACCACCUUCAUCAUCAUCAGGGAUCGGACCCUCUACCUCCUAACCCCACCUCGAGGCACACUAUGUAGGAUUCACUGCUCGGCUUGACCGCACCGACAAUCUCAUAGAAAGUAUGGGUCGAUGCUAGGGCGUCCUGUCGGAUGACGAGUAAUGAGCUUGCCGCUACGAGGUAGCCAUCUAGGGAGACAUGUGGUAGAGCCUAGAAUUUCUCCAACUUUCAUUCACCAAGCCAUGCGGUAACAUCGCUCUACCCCCUAUUUUGCUCCAUUGAGGGCAAUGUCGAGCUUAAGUGUGUGUGUGUGUGGGGGGGGGGGGUAGUUUACUAUUAUGCUUGUGGGCGUGAAUGAAUGCUUGGAGCCUUG